AUGGCCACUCUAUCGAAUGCGACUGAUCAAGAGCAAAAGGAGAAAUGGGAUCCAGAAUCAUCUCUACACCAAGACGAGCAAGAACGAAACAUUAUCAAAGCCUGGAUCCACCUCGGUGAGCGUGGCCGUUCGCUUUACCGCGAGCGAUGCGACGAUGUAUCACUUCCUCAACACGUCCCUUCAAACCUGUCGGUCUUCGAGAAGCGCCGCAAAGUGACGGAUUCAGGCAAAUGGGAUCGUGCUGCUGGUGCUAUAUGGAUCCGGACAUGGUAUGGCAAUGAAGCAUUUAAUGGGCAGAACCUGGGUGAAGAGAUUGUUACACGCGCAAGUGCCGACGAGGCAUAUUCCCGACUAUGGCAGAAAGUAACGUGCUGUCCGGAACACAACUACAACUUCGACGAAAACUUGUUUGGGCUUUUUGUAUUCGACGACAACAAUGCCGCAUACGGAGUGGCGGCACGGGACGCCGAUGACGAGGUCGGGCUGAUGGAUGAUAUACCACCGUUCAUCUUAAGCGCUCUAGUCCGAUGCCCCGACGCGAUGGAAGGAAGCAAUGUGACUCAGAUGAUAGGUGAGGAGUACGAAAAUACCCAUCAAACGUUGCUUGUAGCGGUUGCAGACCGCGAGGCCUGCGAAGAGGGAUGGGUAUUGCUGAUUGCACUCAACCACAAGGGCCAAGCGUUGCACCGCCGUGUCAGAUGCAAAGCUGCCAAUGUCUCACUGCAGGUGUACUCUUUCAGGAUGGGAGGCGACCCGUUGGAUAUCACGGAAAGCGAGGAGAACGUAGUCGACUACAUGGAUGCCAGUAGAUCAGGCGAUGGAUGGGAUGAAGAUUGA
Molecule: messenger RNA, 837 nt
Organism: Alternaria triticimaculans
Lineage: Eukaryota; Fungi; Ascomycota; Dothideomycetes; Pleosporales; Pleosporaceae
Exons: 3
Coding region: 1-837 (278 amino acids)
Source: RefSeq, a predicted model, not a curated record